GAGCUCAGUCCCGCCCGCCCGCCGCCAGUCUGGGUCCAGCAUCUCUGCUAGCAACUUGGAAGGAGAAGAGAGCCUAGACCCUUGUGCACAGCUUGUGGUUGGCAGCAUACUCUGGACGCUGCAAGCCCGACCUAGGGCACCUCUGCUCCUCCCAGGGAUGCUUUGGGAGUGAGUCCUUUCCUUUCCCCCAAAGCCCCAAUUCCCCCUACCCCAAGGCUCCAGACUCAGGCCACAGUUCUUCCAGCCCUCUAACCACUGCCCCAUAAAGGGAGAGGUCUUCCCUGCGGGGAGACUUCCUGGAGGGAGUGACAGACAGUCCAGUCCAGCGCUGAGGACCAUGCUCACAACGCCAAGCAUCGGAGAUAAGAGAGAUCAAGGCCCAGAGGCGUGUGGGCUCAGUCCAACUGCAGGCAGAGCUAAAGAUGGGGUGCCCCUCAUGCGAGACAGAAACUGGAAGGCCUGGGCUGCUUCUGCCCAGCUGGGACCUGACUCUCAUAUAACUCUGCAGGACACCAUGCGGCUCCUGAAUCCCAGGUCCACUUCUGUCCUCAAAGAUCCCGUUCUGCUGCUACCUCUGCUGUUACUGCUGGCACCCACUGCUGCCUCUGAUCUGCUCAUCACACCCCCAGGACCAGAACUUGUCUUCAAUUUCUCCAGCACCAUUGACCUGACCUGCUUAGGAUCUGCUCCAGUGGUGUGGGAACGGGUGUUCCAACUGCCACAGCAGAAAACAGCCAAGAUGCAGAAUGAUACCUUCUCCAGCAGGCUGGUGCUUGCCAAUGUCACCGGGCUGGACACGGGAGAAUACUUCUGUGUUUCCAAGUUUACUCGUAAACGGCUUUAUAUCUUUGUGCCAGAUCCUUCCAUGGUCUUCCUCCCUGCCACUGCAGAGGAGCUUUUUGUCUUUCGCACGGAAAUAACGGAGAACACCACCAUUCCAUGCCAUGUCACAGACCCCGAGCUGGUGGUGACACUGCAUGAAAAGAAAGAGGAUGUGCCGCUGCCUGUUCCCUAUGACCACCAACGUGGCUUCACCGGCAGCUUUGAGGAUAAGACCUACAUCUGCAAAACUACCAUUGAUGACAAGGAGGUGGACUCUGAACCCUACUAUGUCUACAGCAUCCAGGUCUCAUCCAUCAAUGUGUCUGUGAAUGCGGUGCAGACCGUGGUCCGCCAGGGCGAGAACAUCACCAUCAUGUGCAUUGUGACAGGGAAUGAGGUGGUCAACUUUGAGUGGACGUACCCCCGCCUAGAGAGUGGGCAGGUGGUGGAGCCAGUGACCGACUUCCUCUUCAACACACCCUCUCAUAUCCGCUCCAUCCUGACCAUCCCCAAUGCUGAGCUGGGAGAUUCUGGGAUCUACGUCUGCAAUGUGUCAGAGAGUGUGAACGACCACCAAGACGAAAAGGACAUCAAUAUAACUGUGGUGGAGAGUGGCUUCGUGAGACUGCUGCAGGAGCCGGAUGCUGUAGAGUUCGCUGACUUGCAUCGCAGCCGGACACUGCAGGUGCUGUUUGAGUCCUACCCACCGCCCACCAUCGUGUGGUUCAAGGAUAAUCGCACCCUAAGUGAUUCUGGCACCGGCGAGUUUGCCCUGUCCUUACACAACGUUUCUGAGACCCGCUACAUGUCAGAACUGACCCUAGUACGGGUGAAGGUGGAAGAGGCUGGCCACUAUACUAUGCGGGCCUUCCAUGAGGAUGCAGAGGCUCAGCUCUCCUUCCGGCUGCAGGUGAAUGUGCCUGUCCGUGUGCUGGAGCUGAGUGAGAGUCACCCUGCCAGUGGGGAGCAGACGGUCCAGUGCCGUGGCCAGGGCAUGCCCCAGCCUCACCUUACCUGGUCUACCUGCAGUGACCUUAAAAGGUGCCCGCGCGAGAUGCCGACCAGAAAACUGGCGAACCUUUCUGAAAUAGAGACAAAUGUCACCUACAAGGAGGAGGAGAAGGUGUUCGAGGUGGUGAGCACGCUACGCCUGGCACGCAUUGACCAGCCGCUUUCUGUGCGCUGCACGUUGGACAAUCAGCUGACCCAAGACAUGCAGGAGGUCAUCGUGGUGCCACAUUCCCUGCCCUUCACAGUGGUGGUGAUCUCAGCCAUCCUGGCCUUGGUGGUCCUCACGGUCAUCUCCCUUAUUAUUCUCAUCAUGCUCUGGCAGAAGAAGCCACGCUAUGAGAUCCGCUGGAAGGUGAUAGAGUCUGUGAGCUCUGAUGGCCACGAGUACAUCUAUGUGGACCCUAUGCAGCUGCCCUAUGACUCAACCUGGGAGCUACCAAGGAACCAGCUUGUGCUGGGACGCACCCUGGGCUCUGGUGCCUUUGGACAGGUCGUGGAGGCCACAGCCCAUGGUCUGAGCCACUCACAGGCCACCAUGAAAGUGGCUGUGAAGAUGCUGAAAUCCACAGCGCGCAGCAGUGAGAAGCAAGCACUCAUGUCGGAACUGAAGAUCAUGAGUCACUUGGGGCCGCACCUGAACGUGGUCAACCUGCUGGGCGCAUGCACCAAAGGAGGACCCAUCUACAUCAUCACUGAGUAUUGCCGCUACGGAGACCUGGUAGACUAUCUGCACCGGAACAAGCACACCUUCCUGCAGCUCCACUCUGACAAGCGCCCACCGCUUAGCUCAGAGCUCUACAGCAACACCCUGCCCAGCCCCCUGUCCCUGUCCGUGGAGAGUGAUGGUGGCUACAUGGACAUGAGCAAGGAUGAAUCGGUGGACUAUGUGCCAAUGCUAGACCUGAAAGGGGAUGUCAGAUAUGCUGACAUUGAUUCUUCCACCUACCUGGCGCCUUAUGACAACUACGUCCCCUCUGCUCCAGAGAGGACCUAUCGGGCCACUCUCAUCAACGAAUCUCCUGUGCUCAGCUACACAGACCUUGUGGGCUUCAGCUACCAAGUGGCCAAUGGCAUGGAGUUCCUUGCAGCAAAGAAUUGUGUCCACCGAGACUUGGCAGCGAGGAAUGUUCUUAUCUGUGAGGGCAAGCUGGUCAAGAUCUGCGACUUUGGCCUGGCCCGAGACAUCAUGCGAGACUCCAAUUACAUCUCCAAAGGCAGCACCUUCCUACCUCUGAAGUGGAUGGCACCUGAGAGCAUCUUCAACAGCCUCUACACCACCUUGAGUGACGUGUGGUCCUUCGGGGUUCUGCUCUGGGAGAUCUUCACAUUGGGUGGCACUCCAUAUCCGGAACUGCCCAUGAAUGAACAGUUCUACAAUGCCAUCAAGCGGGGCUACCGCAUGGCUCAGCCUGCCCAUGCCUCUGAUGAGAUCUAUGAGAUCAUGCAGAAGUGCUGGGAAGAGAAGUUUGAGAUACGGCCCCCCUUCUCUCAGCUGGUACUCCUGCUUGAAAGGCUGCUGGGUGAGGGCUACAAGAAGAAGUACCAGCAGGUGGAUGAGGAGUUCCUGAGGAGCGACCACCCAGCCAUACUUCGCUCCCAAGCUCGUUUGCCUGUUUUUCCCGGACUUCGAUCCCCACUGGACACCAGUUCUGUGCUGUACACUGCGGUGCAGCCCAACGAGGGUGACAACAACUAUAUCAUCCCGCUGCCUGACCCUAAGCCUGAUGUUGCUGAGGAGGGGCCCCCGGAGGGCUCCCCCAGCCUUGCCAGCUCUACCCUGAAUGAAGUCAACACAUCCUCGACCAUCUCCUGUGACAGCCCUCUAGAUCCCCAAGAGGAACCGGAGCUGGAGCCCCAGCAACAUGGAGAGCCUGAGUCACAGCCAGAGCAGCACUUGGAGGCCAGCUGCCCAGCACAGCAGGCUGAGGUGGAAGACAGCUUCCUGUAGCGGCUGGUCCCCACCCUACCCUCCCUCAACUCCCCCUCUACCUUCCAGCUACUCUUGGCCUGGCCUGGCCUCAAAGUCCUAGCUUUCCAUCAGCUCUCCCCCUCCUGGGAAACCUCAAUCAUAUCACAGCCAAACUCCUGGAGCUGACAUUGGAGAUGACAGAGCUGCCGGGGCCAUCAACAGUCUUCUGUUGCUGAAGAGGCUAUGUGAUUCUAAGCCAGGUUUCUCCCAGGACUGUUCUUCCAUAUGUAAGAUGGGAACAUUGAGGUUCCUGACAGAUUUAAAUCCUUGGGAAGAUGGUACAGGAGCUUUCAUCUGCUCAUCCUCGAUCCCUCAGAGGAUUGCAGUUCUUCUUCACACUUUCAUCCACCCAGGAGCUGGGAAGGCACCCCGGCCUUCCCAGUGAAGCUGGGGUCUGACAAUUCUAUCAUGCUCAGAAGCCACUUGCCCUGGAUUUCAGUCUCUUCUUUCUCAGGCCCAGGCUGGUCUGGGCCCUCCUUGUUUAACUCUGCAGGUAACUAAGCAAGCACAGAACUUACUUCAGGCCCCGGCCAAAAGUGCUUGGGCCUCACCUUGCCUUAAAAGUGCCCGUGAUCUUAUUUUCUUGGCUCUGGAGUUCCAGGCCAUUCUCAUCACUGCCAGUCUUACACCACCACUAGGGGCUGCAGGAUCAGUGAUACACAUUGCAAGAGGUGGUCACAGUGUGGAUCAAUAUGCACAAUGGACCCUCUGAGAGAAUCUCUCUCAUUCUAGGCCUUUUUUGUUGUUGCAAAAUGAGCAAGGUGAGCUCACUGACUUAAGUUAGAGCUCUGCAGUCCUAACAUUCUAGAAUGUUCCAAGACAUGUCCAUUUGCUCAGAUGACCAAACAGCCCAAACUUUGUUCUGGGGGAUCAGCUGGAGUCUGGAAAGAUGCCACGCCAUAAGUCACACUCUAGAGAUUUGAGAACUAUGCCACUUUCCCAGGCUCUGCAAAAGUCCCAGAACACCAGCUGCCUGGACCUUGACUUGAGGUGAUAACCGGUGUCCUAGAAAGCCCCUACAGCUGCCCUAGGUCAUGGGAAACACUGACCUCUUCAUCACUCACUAUGACCUCUCAAGCAUUCUUGGGCCAAGUAAAUGGUGUGUGAUGAGCAGAGCAGCUGGCCACACUCUCUGUCGGAUCUGGACUACAGACACCUCAGACAGUGUAGGUCCUCAAGGAUCUCUUAAAAGGACAUGAAGCUGUGGAUGGGAAACCAGAGGAAGGGAUACUAGACUUGAAUCCUGAGUGCCUGUGAGGCAGUAUUCAUAAGUGUCACUUCCUCUCUGGCCAGGCCUGUUCACCUGAGUCUUAGCUGGCC
Molecule: messenger RNA, 5122 nt
Organism: Suncus etruscus (white-toothed pygmy shrew)
Lineage: Eukaryota; Metazoa; Chordata; Mammalia; Eulipotyphla; Soricidae
Gene: PDGFRB
Product: platelet derived growth factor receptor beta
Exons: 23
Coding region: 338-3781 (1147 amino acids)
Biological process (GO): multicellular organism development; angiogenesis; platelet-derived growth factor receptor signaling pathway
Cellular component (GO): signaling receptor complex
Molecular function (GO): platelet-derived growth factor beta-receptor activity; platelet-derived growth factor binding; ATP binding
Source: RefSeq, a predicted model, not a curated record